This is a messenger RNA of Sorghum bicolor (sorghum), 1179 nucleotides long. RefSeq lists its product as uncharacterized. Lineage: Eukaryota; Viridiplantae; Streptophyta; Magnoliopsida; Poales; Poaceae. The record is from RefSeq and is a predicted model, not a curated record. Gene Ontology annotation, cellular component: plasma membrane. The transcript is spliced from 2 exons. Bases 215 to 934 code for a protein of 239 amino acids.
CACACCCACCUCCCCCACCGCCUAUUUCCCCGCACUUCCGGGCUGUGGCAAGCUCUGGCCCCCCAAACCCCGCACUUCCACUCCGCCUCGCCAAACUUUCCCCUCGGCCUCCGCCCGCACUUCCACCACCGCGUCCACCUCGCAGAUGCCCCAGUAGGCUCCAAAAAUCCAAAGCCAUCCCUCCCCAACCCUCCCAUCGACCCCCCACGGCGGCAUGACGACCCGAUCCAACGGCGAUGGCCACGGCCACGGCGGCGCGGGGUCCUGGUACCCGCAGCGCCGCCCGCACUACGGGUACGGCGGCGGGUCCGCCUCCUUCCGCGGCUGCUGCUGCUGCCUCUUCCUGCUGCUCACCUUCCUGGCGCUCCUCGCCCUGGCCGUCGCGCUCGUCGUCGUGCUCGUGGUGAAGCCCCGCAAGCCGCAGUUCGACCUCAACCAGGUGUCCGUGCAGUACCUCCUCGUGGCCUCGCCCACGUCCCCCGCGGCGUCGUCCCCGGCCGGCGUGCCCCCCGCCGCCCCGGGCGCCGCCUACCUCUCCCUCAACAUCACGCUGCUCUUCACCGCCGAGAACCCCAACAAGGUGGGCAUCCGGUACGGCGCCACCGCGUUCGACGUCAUGUACCACGGGGUGCCGCUCGGGGUGGCGGCGGUGCCCGGGUUCGAGCAGCCCGCGCACAGCACCCGCCUGCUCCAGACCCGCGUCAUUGUCGACCGCUUCAACGUGCUCCAGACCGACGCGCAGGAUCUCAUCCGCGACGCCGCGAUCAACGACCGCGUCGAGCUCCGCAUCACCGGCGACGUCGGUGCGAAGAUCCUCGUGCUCGGCUUCUCCUCGCCAAAAGUGCAGGUGUCGGUGGAUUGCGCGAUCGCCAUCAGCCCGAGGAGCCAGUCGCUGAAAUACAAGCAGUGCGGCGUUGACGGGCUAAGCGUGUAGGAACCAAGCCGCCGCCGCCGCAGAAGCUGUAAUCCAGUGGAGACGGUUAAAUUAAGUGGGUGGAUCUGUACGUCGAUUCUAAUUUCCCUACUCUGUGGGGUUUGGUUUCGUUCAUGUGCUUAGGUGGUAAAUUUUGAGCUCUUACUUUAGAGGAGGCUGCUGAUUUUGUGAAUUAUUGCUGCUUGCAAUCAGUAGUUAUCAGUAUGACCAUGGUUAUGCCUACAUUCAUCGGUCGCCAUGAGCAA